CUCUCCCUCCACUCCAUAUGUCUGGCACAUCAUCAACCCCCCCACCACCUCCAAAUCUCCAAAACUACCAUCUUCCUCCUCCCCCAAAUUCCCAAAAUUUUAUUUCUACCAUAAUACUUUGCGAUCAUGAGGUUCUGGAUAGCCUCCCCCAUCUCCGCCCUGCCCUUCUUCGUCUUCUCCCUCCUGCAACUGACAAUAGCAAGCACCUCCAACACCCCCCAACAAGAACCGUGCACUGUAAUAUCCGCCCAAAGUGGCAACUUCUUCGACCUCCGCCCAUUAACUCGCACCUCCGCCAGCACCUCUUCUUCCUCGAGCAGCAGUAACACAGUCCACGACUGGACAGCCCGCGGGCACGACUACCCCGCAAACUUCACACUGAAUAUCUGCGCCCCCGUGCUCUCGGACGUUGCUGACGUAGUGUCAGUCUCUACUUCGCAGAAGUCCAAUAUCUCGGCAUUCUACAUCACCCAGGAAGGAAAGCAGUACUCUAUUGGCAGUGUUUCCACAAACCCGUAUUUUCGGGGGAGGAAGCUAGUUCUAGUGUACGCCGGUGGCUCACCAUGCCCUGCGCCGGACGGGGAGGAGAGGGAGAAGAGCAAGAGCAGCAAGAAAAAGAAGGGAAGUGGAUACAGGAAGAGCACGAUAAUGUCCCACCUCUGCGACCGCGACGCCGUCAGACCGGUCAUCAGCUUCGUUGGGGAGGUGAACGAGUGCGGGUACUUUUUCGAAGUACGAUCCUCGGCUGCGUGUCCGACUGCUGGAACGCAGGCUCUGGGUCCUGUUAGUGUUUUUGGUAUAAUCGGGCUAGUAGCAGCACUGGUAUACCUCGUCGGCGGUUGCGUGUACCAAAGAACAGUAAUGCACGCCAGGGGCUGGCGCCAAAUGCCGAACUAUGCAGUUUGGGCGGGCCUAGUCGGCGGCGUUUGGGCUCUCAUUAGAUCUAUCUGGGACCGCUGUGCCAGUAAAUUACAUCUUCCACGAAGCUCGUACGAUCUCAUUGGCGCUCGGAGGAGUAGCCUUGAGAGUGAGAAUAGGCUGAUUGAUGCUCUGGAUGAGGAUUGGGGGGAGGAUGCUUGAUUUACUUUACCUUGUUGUAAUUGGAGCGGCGUUAUGAAUUGUUAUCGGUAUCGGUAUUCUAAAAUGGGUCGGUAGGGGAUUGGGAGAAGAGGUGGCAUGGAUGUGUUAGUUUCUAGCGCUUUGUUUCUUAUUUCCAUUUAGGGCCUAUUCGGCCUGUGCCGAUUAGAAUAUACUGUGAUAUAUUUGAAAACAGCAUUUUCCUAAUACUCAAAACAAAAGUUA
Molecule: messenger RNA, 1302 nt
Organism: Tuber melanosporum (Perigord truffle)
Lineage: Eukaryota; Fungi; Ascomycota; Pezizomycetes; Pezizales; Tuberaceae
Exons: 3
Coding region: 127-1080 (317 amino acids)
Biological process (GO): vacuolar transport
Source: RefSeq, a predicted model, not a curated record